AUGCCCCCCAAACUCCCCCGCAGCACAAAACAAUCCCUCAUAAUCACCUACCUCCAAACAACCCAAACCUGCCACACGCUGAAAGAGCUCGAGAAAACACUCCCCCCGGUCGCCUCGAUCCCCGGGAUGCAAGUGAAAGAGUACAUCCAGGAACUGGUGGACGAGAACCGGAUCCGCGUGGAGAAGAUCGGCAGCGGGAACUGGUACUGGAGUUUUGCGGGGGACGAGCGAGGCGAGAAGGAGCGGGCGCGGAACGAGGUCAAGAAUGAGGUGGAGCGGGCACGCGGUGGGUGGGAGAAGAUGGCGGGCAGGUUGGCGGCGCGCAGGGGGGAGAUGCAGCGGGAGCGGGAGGAAUUGGGUUCGAUGAUGGGACAACAGGGGGAGGAGGUGGAGGUGUUGAGGGGGGAGUUGUUGGGGAGGAAGGAGGUGUUGGAAAGGGAGUGGAAACGGGUGAGAGAGGAGGUGAUGAUUAUGAAUGAUGGAGAAGAGGGGAAGAGCGUUAUGGAGAUGAAGGCAGAGACGGAGAGAUUCCGAGCGGAGGCGCAGAUGUGGACGGAUAACGUUUACGUGCUGGAAGGAUAUCUGCGUCGCCUCGCAGGGGGGGAUCGGGACAUUAUCACGGCGGUGCAGCGCGAGUGUUACGGGGAGGAGUACGUGGAGGGGGAAUUGCGCGAGAUGAAGAUGGACUAUUGA
Aspergillus melleus is the source of this 693-nucleotide messenger RNA. RefSeq names its product putative GAJ protein (gene MND1). The record is from RefSeq and is a predicted model, not a curated record. Bases 1 to 693 code for a protein of 230 amino acids. The transcript is spliced from 2 exons. NCBI's taxonomy places the organism in Eukaryota, Fungi, Ascomycota, Eurotiomycetes, Eurotiales, Aspergillaceae. Gene Ontology annotation, molecular function: double-stranded DNA binding. Gene Ontology annotation, biological process: reciprocal meiotic recombination.